Antechinus flavipes (yellow-footed antechinus) is the source of this 1369-nucleotide messenger RNA. RefSeq names its product NADH:ubiquinone oxidoreductase complex assembly factor 1 (gene NDUFAF1). The record is from RefSeq and is a predicted model, not a curated record. Lineage: Eukaryota; Metazoa; Chordata; Mammalia; Dasyuromorphia; Dasyuridae. Gene Ontology annotation, biological process: mitochondrial electron transport, NADH to ubiquinone; mitochondrial respiratory chain complex I assembly. The transcript has 5 exons. Gene Ontology annotation, cellular component: mitochondrion. Bases 289 to 1278 code for a protein of 329 amino acids.
ACUUCCGGUUUCUGGAACGAGGAUGAUUAGGGUCAAUUAGGCCUCCGGACUACACCCCAGACUGGACUGGGGCAAGGGUUGUCGGGCUCCGGGACCUUGCUGAGUCUCUCAUCUGUGGCUUGCGACCCGGAAGUGGCUUUAAUUUUUCGGAGGAUCCCAGAUUUUUGGCUGGGAAGGAAUGCAGAACUCUUCUAGCCUAAGACCGCAUUUACAGGUAGAGCUGGACUUGUAGCUGUAGUUACUUUUCCCUAAUGAAUUGUGGAGAAUUUUGAUUUGAAUUGGUUCACAAUGGCUUUACUUCACAAACUGCUAAGUGGCAUUCAUUUUCCUAAGUUAUGCGGAAUACAAGAUGCUGCCCAAUGCUUUUUAUUGGGAUCUGUUUUUACUGGCUACCCCUCUAGAUUGUACAGUAGUAUUAAAAAAACAGAGGCUGCUUCAGGUAGAUCUUCCCCUGAAGGAAAGACUCACGGUGGAUUAGAAAAACAAACUAAGAGUGAAGUUGGUGUAGAUCUAAUUUCACCUAAGGAAAAGAUUGAAAUUGAUUUUGACAAAGCAAUUAGGGCUGAGAUAAAGGAUCAUUUUAAACUUUUAAUGAAGGAGCUGGUAGGCCGUUGGACAGGACCCGAAUGUCGCCCUUUACAUGAAGUUUUAUUAGAAAAUACUAGGGUAAUGUGGCAAUUUCGCAGUAAUGAAGAUUUGGAUAAAUGGCUAGUGACAUCUGACAGGACAAUAGGAGGCAGAAGCAAAGUUUUCCUGAAAAUGGCCAGCAAUAACCAAAGUGCACUCUUCUAUGGGAUCCUCAAUACUGAAAUUCCUCAUGAUGGUGAAACACAACGCAGCGGAUACUGUGCAAUGACAUCUAGGAUUCCAAGGGGUGCUUUUGAGAGGAAGAAGUAUCACGAUUGGUCCAAUUUUAAUACUCUCUAUCUCCGUGUGCGUGGGGAUGGUCGGCCCUGGAUGGUGAAUAUCAAAACAGAUACCAACCUCAUCCAUAAAAGUCAUCAUUUAUAUAGUUACUUCAUGUACACACGUGGUGGGCCAUAUUGGCAAGAGGUCAAGAUUCCGUUCUCCAAGUUUUUUUUCUCCAGUAAGGGGAGGAUCCAGGAUAACCAACAUCCAUUUCUUACAGACCAGAUCAGUAGUGUUGGAUUCACCCUGGCUGAUAAAGUUAAUGGUCCAUUCUACCUGGAAAUAGAUUUUAUUGGAGUAUUUCAUGACCCAACCCAUACUGAAGAAUUUGCCUAUGAAGAUUGUAAAAAGAUUUGUGGAAAUUUUUAGCCAGCACAGUAAAUCAUCAUUUCUUUGUAAUUAAGUAGUUGAUAUCAUUCUGUUACUUGACAGUGAUGAAAUAAAGUUUUUAGUAUUAGUA